Helianthus annuus (common sunflower) is the source of this 1169-nucleotide messenger RNA. RefSeq lists its product as uncharacterized. Lineage: Eukaryota; Viridiplantae; Streptophyta; Magnoliopsida; Asterales; Asteraceae. The coding region runs from base 291 to 1031 and encodes 246 amino acids. The record is from RefSeq and is a predicted model, not a curated record. The transcript has a single exon.
GCUGGACCAGAGUAGUGGCUGGGUCUUCAUCUUCUGGUUGGUACUUCGGUUCCCUUAAUUCGUCACCCCCUUUAUAAAUUCGUACCCCAUUUUGAAACCUUCAUCCUCCCACUCACCCCUCUCUCUCUCUCUGCAACACCCACACACUUUCUCUCUCUAAAUUUCACCGUAAAUUCUCACACUCUGUUCUCCAAAAAUCAAUCACAUUGAUCCUCAAUCACUAACAAUCAUCAAAUCCUCACAAUCUGUUCUUCAAUUAUCACUUUCAAUCACUUUUAAGCAUUAAAAAUAUGGAAUCUUAUGACUUUAUCGACAAUAUCAAAGCCGAAAAGGCAAAUGCACUCGCGCGAUACCGAACGUUCUCCAACAUCUCCAAACUGUUUCAGUUACUGGAGGUUUUCGUCGCCGUUGCCGUGAUUUCGUGGUCCUCAAGUCAUCUUCCUCUCGUCAUUAAAUUCUCCGGCGAGUAUGUGACGUCAUUUUCGUCUUAUUUUGCUAAUCAACACGUCGUUUUCCUCGUCGGAAACCUAAUUGUCGUUGUUUGUUACGUACUUUCUCGUUAUUCCGAUUCCGGCAACGAGUUAAGCGAUUCUGAGUUUCAUUCCGGUUCCGGCACCGAGUUAACUCACCGGAAAACCGUUUCCGACGGUACGAAUGCUAAACCGGUUCAACCGCAAGCUGUUAGGUCAUUUAAACCGUCGGAAAUUCAAAAUCCGGUUAUCAAAACGGUGAAAUCGGAGUCGGAAGUUGCUGGAAAAACGGUUAUUACGCCGGAAACGAAGCAAAAUGAACGGAAAUUUGAGAGAACGAGAUCGGAGAAGGUGAAGAGUCGGAUUCCGGUGAAGGCUGACCGAGAGUUGCGGCGGUCGGUGACGGAGAUGAGGCGGAGUGUGGCAGUUACCGGUGGAAAAGAAUCGGUUAAAGCUGUCGAGAAACUGAGUAAUGAAGAGUUUCGGAUUGCGGUUGAGACGUUUAUUAUGAAGCAGCAGAGGUUUUUGAAGGAGCAGAGUAUGAUUGAAGAUGAGAGUUGAAGUUUGAAUGGAUAUAGUAAUGAAAGUUUUAUACAGUAGUUACUAUUACUUCCACAUUGUUGGCUAUUGUUUUAGUCAAUGGUUUUAUAUCAAAAUUUAAAAAUAGAUAUUGAAGUAUGAUAUAUAAAUAAUUCAAUC